AGAUCGAGAUAUAAAAACUUCUUUUUCUGAAUUGGGUUAGUUUACCAUUGCUUGAGGACAUGAAUUUUAGGAGCUUAGAUGAGUUUUGGGCUUUCUAUGUGAGCCAACACUCGAAAAAAAGUACAAGGCGUUGGCACUUUGUGGGAACACUCAGUAGUAUUAUCUUUUUGCUUUUCUCGAUAUUGUUUAAUUGGUGCUUUCUGGUGUGUGUGCCAAUCUUUGGUUAUGGAUUCGCCUGGUAUAGUCAUUUCUUUGUUGAAGGAAAUGUUCCGGCUACUUUUGGGCACCCGUUAUGGUCUCUUUUUUGUGAUUACAAGAUGUUUGGAUUGAUGCUUACCGGGAAUAUGGAUAGAGAAAUUAAGAGGCUCGGCAAGAGGCCUGUGUUGCAGGUCUUUUGAUCAUGAUACUUGCAUCCCCAAGAAACUUCUGCUUUACUUUGGGUGAGGGUGUUCAUCCGUAAGAAAGAAAUUUUGGGAAUAUAUGCCAUCAUCUUCCAACCUUGGAAGCAUUUAGAAGGAUAUUGAGUGGAUAGCAGAAUAUAUUCACCCAAGUGCAUGGUGACAUUGUCGGCGCGAGCAUACAAUCUGAUACUGUGAUAAGUAAUGAAAACAAGAUGUCUGUAAAUAGUUCAGAAUUUAGCCUUUGAAUUGUUCAUGUAUGAAUAACAUAUGGUUGCUUUCUGUAAACACCUUUUGGCUGAAGAGUGUUCUUAGGCGGGGAACUAUU
Molecule: messenger RNA, 726 nt
Organism: Pistacia vera
Lineage: Eukaryota; Viridiplantae; Streptophyta; Magnoliopsida; Sapindales; Anacardiaceae
Exons: 2
Coding region: 60-398 (112 amino acids)
Source: RefSeq, a predicted model, not a curated record